Miscanthus lutarioriparius is the source of this 1467-nucleotide messenger RNA. NCBI's taxonomy places the organism in Eukaryota, Viridiplantae, Streptophyta, Magnoliopsida, Poales, Poaceae. The record is from the annotation of a GenBank genome assembly.
AUGGACGCGGCGGCGAAGAAGAAGAUGACGCGGAGCAUCUCGCGGCAGCUCUCGUCGGGGGCGGCGCGGCUGUGGCGCCAGCUGUCGCUGGACCCGCACACCCCGCGCCACGGCGGCCCUGGGCCGGGGGCGGCGGCGGGGCCGCGGCAGCAGACGCGGUUCGCGAUCGCGAGGCAGUCGUCGCUCGACCCGACGCCGCGCGGCCGGCCGGACGGGUCGUCGGCGCACCAGCAGUUCGCGGUGCCGGAGAACCUGGACGCCACCAUGCGCCUGCUCUUCGCGGCGUGCCAGGGGGACGCCGCCGGGGUGGAGGAGCUGCUCAGGAGCGGGGUGGACGUCGACAGCAUCGACCUCGACGGGCGCACGGCGCUGCACAUCGCGGCCUGCGAGGGACAGGGGGAGGUCGUGCGCCUGCUACUCGACUGGAAGGCCAACAUCAACGCCCGCGACCGAUGGGGCAGCACGCCAGCAGCAGACGCGAAACAUUACGGCCAUUUUGAAGUAUAUAAUGUUCUGGGAGCAAGAGGAGCAAAAGUUCCGAAAACCAGAAAGACUCCAAUGGCUGUGUCAAAUCCGAAAGAAGUUCCAGAGUAUGAACUGAACCCACUUGAACUGGAGUUCCGAAGAGGAGAGGAGGUCACAAAGGGUACAUAUCUGGCAAAAUGGUAUGGCUCGAAAGUGUUUGUUAAGAUACUUGACAAAGACAGCUUCUCGGAUGCUGAUAGCAUAAAUGCGUUCAAACACGAGCUUACCUUACUUGAGAAAGCACGGCAUCCCAAUUUGGUCCAAUUUGUUGGAGCUGUCACACAAAAUGUCCCGAUGAUGAUUGUUUCAGAGUACCAUCAAAAGGGCGAUUUAGCCAGUUAUCUUGAGAUGAAAGGUCGCUUGAAGCCUCACAAAGCUAUAAGAUUUGCUCUUGAAAUUGCGAGGGGACUGAAUUAUCUCCAUGAGUGCAAGCCUGAGCCAAUCAUUCACGGACAUUUGUCACCAAAAAACAUCGUUCGGGACGAUGAAGGACAGCUUAAGGUGGCUGGGUUUGGAUCACUGAGUUUGACUAAAGUUUCUGAAGAUAAAGUACAAAUGGCUCAGCCAGUUACAAAACUAGACAAUGUAUACAUCGCUCCUGAGGUCUACAAAAACGAAUCAUUUGACAGAAGUGUAGAUGUAUUUGCAUUUGGUCUCAUUCUUUAUGAGAUGAUUGAAGGAACUCCUGCUUUUCACCCAAAGCCACAAGAGGAAGCAGCUAAGAUGAUUUGUUUAGAGGGGUUGAGACCAACAUUCAAGAAUAAACCAAAAUACUACCCCAGUGAUGUGAAAGAGCUGAUACAAGAAUGCUGGGAUCCGACGCCUUCUGUCAGGCCAACAUUCGCGGAGAUAAUUGUGCGCCUGAACAAGAUACAAGCGAGCUGUGCUAAGCAGGGUCGCUGGAGAGACACCUUCAAGCUUCCAUGGUACAUCUCUGGCUGA